This is a messenger RNA of Drosophila willistoni, 8313 nucleotides long. RefSeq names its product chondroitin sulfate proteoglycan 4 (gene kon). The transcript has 12 exons. Lineage: Eukaryota; Metazoa; Arthropoda; Insecta; Diptera; Drosophilidae. Bases 860 to 8011 code for a protein of 2383 amino acids. The record is from RefSeq and is a predicted model, not a curated record.
GUGCUUGGUUCAUUUUACCGAUAUCUUGUUUUGGGCCUAUCGAACGAAUUCGUUUCGUUAUUGCGGGUGGCGGAAAAACUCGACGGCCCCUUUAAGAGUUUUCCAUGCGAGUUCUUACUUUGCGUAUAAGUGAGUGUGCCCGUGUGUGUGUGUGAGUGACCGUGUGUCUGUUGUGUCUAUGUGUGCAUGUAAAGCAAUCACAAAAAUAAACGGUUCAACUCAUCAUUCGUCAUCGGCAGCAAAGAAAGAAAAAUAAAAGAAGUUUCCGAAUGUGUUUAUGAAAACUUCAACAAAUUGAAACGUAAUCAGGCGAAAGCUGACAGGCAAGUGCGUGAGGAGAUUUUGUGUAUAUUUAGAGGAGAAGAAAAGUAACAUCAGAGACUAGAGAGCUUCAAAGGAGAGGAACUCGAACUAUACCCACUUUGCAUCCGCCCCCUCCGCGCGUCGCCUAUGCCAACUGCCAGUGAAAACGCAUGAGUUCUGUCAACGAAAUGACAUGCAGCAUCUGUCUAUGUAGAGCCGUGCGUAGACCAGGACGUGCUGCUGGGCUGUCGCAGCUAUUUUUAUGAGGCCCCCAGCCUCCAAGACUCCAACAAUAACCACAACAACAACAACAACAACAACAACGAAGACGACUGGGACGACGACGGAUGCGUGGCCCCAUGAAAAAUCAAUUAACACGCAAAAUUAUUAAAAGACGAAAAACAAAACGAAAACUCUUGUGCGAGGGGUUUGGAAACUAGAUUUCCAUCUCCUUUACCAUCUGCAACUGCAAUUGCAACUGCAACUGCAGAAAUCUAUAUCUCAAACGGCCUGGCAAUAUCUCUCAUCUUUGUAACUUCAAAGCAGCUGCAACGGAAUGUCGCGCCUCUAUGGAUUAGGAUUUCUAUUUGCCGUGCUGCAAUUGCUACAUGGCGGCUGCCAAACUGCCACAGCCAUGAAAGUUUCUCUAUUCGGCGAUGGCUAUGUGUCGAUGCCGCUGCAGGAGGCCAAAAUGUCAACGAACAUACGCGUCAAGUUUCGCACCAAGCAGGAGGAUGCAUUUCUCUUCUUGGCCGCUGGCCGUACCGAUUAUUGCCUGCUGCGCCUAGAGAGUGGACUCAUAAGUUUAAGCUAUAAAAUCGAACGGGAUGUGAUACAGUUGCGCUCGCCAAAGAAACAGAAACUUAACGACCUGGAGUGGCACGAUGUGGCGGUUCAACGUUUCGAGAACAACAUCACAUUGCAGGUGGAUGGUCAUUUAAUGCGCAAACAGCUGCCUGGAGAGUUGCCGCCACUUAAUAUACAUUUCGGUACAUUUCUUGGUGAAGUUGGUGAUUUUACGGCCGAGUAUUUAAAUGAUGUAAUCGGCUUUCGUGGCUGCAUAUCAGAUGUGUUUUACAAUAAUAUUAACAUUAUUAAACGGGCCAAGGAUCGCACUGGUCACACAACGAGCACUGGAGUGGCCUGGACGUGCAGCAGUGAAUUUGAUGGCAAGAUUCAGGAUAGCAUUAGCUUUCUACAAAAUGAUUCAUUUGCUCUGAUGCUUAAGGAAUCUCAUGCCACGGGAGAAAGUCUCUCUUUGCAAUUUCGUACAAUGGCCCAGUCGGGUGUGAUUUACUUCAAUGGCGGCUAUGAUUUCGUGCUGCUUGAAAUCGAGGACCAGCACAUAAAACUGACCUUCAACAAGGCUGGCAGUCUGGUGCAGUUCAUUACAAAUGAGUCCAUCUCGGAUGGCAAAUGGCAUCGUGUUGCCUUGCGUUAUAGUGCUGCCGGGGCAGAGCUAUUGCUGGACGAUGCCACAGUGGCUUAUCAUGGCGAACACGCUAAUGAUACCAAGGCCAGCAUAAAUCUCGAGAAGAGCGUUUUCUUUGGCGGCGUCCAGGAGGAAAUGCGCCGCAGGCUAAUCAACAAGGGAUUGCGUAUCAAUGAGAUUAGUUUCAAAGGCUGUAUGCGUGGACUGCAAGUUAAUGACUUGGCAUUGGGUUUCGGUGAGAUGAAAAUCUCGCGGCAUUUGGCUUUGAAUUGCCUCUGGAAGUAUCCUUGUGUGGAGUUUAAUCCUUGUCUUAAAAGUGGGGUAUGCAGUCAACAUGGUGUGGAUGAGUUUAUAUGUUAUUGUGAUCAAUCGUAUUGCAUCAAGGCAGAUUUUCAGGGGCCAUUUAAGAUCUUUACGGAUAUCAGUCCGGAACUGGAGCUACUCUAUGUGUCACCAUUGCAAUUGCUGGAAGGUGGCACUGCCUUUCUCUCACCCCAUAUAAUAGACAUUUUGCUUGAUACUCGUCGCUAUCCCAGUCUCAAUGAGCAAUCGAUUGUUUUCCAUGUGGUUCAGCAGCCAAAGUAUGGACAAUUGCUACAAUAUUCGACCCAGACGGCAACUUUUGUACCCUGUCGCACUUUCAACCUGGUCGACUUGGCCACUGAUAAGGUGAAGUAUGUCCACAAUGGCAUGGAGAAUUUCAAUGAUCAUGCCACGCUGGAUAUGCAAGUUUCUGGCGAUGUGCACAAGAUCCCAGAGAACAUCUAUGGCAAGCAUCGUUUUCUGUUACAUGCCAAUAUGACCGCCGUAAAUGAUCCUCCCCAGCUUCAGUUGCAUUCGCAUAAGAUUCUUCGAGUUGUGGAGGGCAUUGAGCGUGUCCUUGAUGUCGAUUUGUUCAACAUCGAUGAUCCAGAUAGUGAGCCCACUGAUUUGAUCUACACUAUAUUGCCAUCACAAAAUUCGCAAGAGGCCUAUGGACGUUUCAUGGUCAAUGGCAUGCCCACCAUGACCUUUUCGCAGUCCGACGUUAAUGUGGGCAAAGUGUCGUAUCUAUAUAAUACAACAACAGCCGAAUCUUUCAGUUAUCAACUACUGCUACAGGUUUCCGAUGGCAUAGAGACAAGUGAGACGGUCUACUUGCCAGUUUCAGUGCAUCCGCUGGAAUUGCGUUUGGUCAACAAUACGGGCCUAAUCAUGAUACACAAGAGUUUCCUAUUGCUGACACCGGCAAAUCUCUCCAUUGGCACAAAUGCUGUGGACGAGCAUAUAGAUAUACGCUACGAUGUGGUAAAGGCACCUCAGCAUGGAGUAUUGCAGCGUCUGCGACAGAUCGAUGGCUCCUGGGUGAAUGUGGACUGGUUCAGCGAUAGCCAACUGCUGCUGGGCCACAUACGUUAUCUGCACAACAGCGAUUUCCCUUGGCAAGAUGAAUUUAAGUUUAUUGCCUCGUUUGGCUUUGUGACCACGCAAACAUUUGAUUUCCGCAUAACAUUCACGAGACUUCGCAUUCAGAGCAAUACGCCUUCAUUGAUUCUGAUCAAUGGCACUCGUGAGUUGCAGUUAACCAAGGAAUUGCUCUAUUAUGACACCACUCCGAUUGCCAGUUUUCCGCGAAACAUUAUCUACAAGAUCAGCAAAACGACGCGUUAUGGUGGCAUCUAUGUGGAGGGUUCCAAGAAGGCAGCCAAACCCAUGGAUUCGUUCACUCAACUGGAUAUAGACAAAAGGCGCAUUCGGUACAGGACUUAUCACACCAGCUACUCGAGUUUCACUGAUCAAUUGGACUUUUUAGUCUCUGUGGACGAGUGCGAUGAUCUUGUGGGCACUCUGAGAAUAGCCUAUAGACCUGAAAGGGACUUGAUCAAUAAGCUGAGCUAUCAAACCCAUGAGGUUGUACAAGUCCAAGAGGGCGAGAGAGCUCUGAUUACGAAGAAUCACUUUGAGAUCUUAUUCAAUAUCUACGAGAGCCUAGACUUUCAGGUAUCGGUAGCUCCGAAUCAUGGUGUGAUAUGUAAAUAUGAUGAGCAAACGGGCUUAACCACUCCCAUUGAACUCUUUAGCCUUGAUCAGCUGUUCCGUAAUGAUAUCUACUAUUGUCACGAUGACACUGAAUCGACUAGAGAUAACUUUGAGCUACUGAUACUCUCGGGAGACGAGACAGAUCUGCAAUUUGUGUCCAACAUGGAAGUGCACAUCAAACUGGUAAAUGACAAUGAACCCUAUAGGACGGGGGGAGAACGCAUCUUUCAUGUGGUGAGGAAUGGCAUUAGAACUCUCAAUCCCAUAGUACUGCAAUAUCUGGAUGCCGAUAUGAACACCAAUCACACGGAUAUACACUAUGUUCAUGUCUCGAGCACCAAUGGAGCUUUCUACAAAUCGGGACAUUAUAUAGACAGCUUCAGUCAGGAUGACAUUGCAAAUCGUAGGAUAAUGUUCCAGCACACAGGAGCCGAUGUGGGAUCAGCUUCGUUUAUAGUCACAGAUCGGCAACAUGAAGUAAAUGGUUUAUUGGAAAUAAAAGCCUCAGACCCCUUUGUUUCAAUGCUGCCCACAAAUGCGUCCAUUGUGCAGGAGGGAAAGUUUGUAAUACUCAAGAACAAAGAUUUUGUGUUGGAGACCAAUUUAGAUAUGAAAUUGGAUGAAAUUUUCUAUGAAGUCAUAAAGCCGCCAUCCUAUGGUAUACUAAUGUAUUUGGGCAGACAACGAGAGAAUGAGAAUGGCUCCAUGAUCUAUAAGACCACCAACUACACUUCUUUAAAUAAUUACACUCACUUGGAUAUAGAACGCGAAAGAUUGGUCUAUUGGAACACUGAAAUUGCAUCCAUGGAUAAAAUGAGAUAUCGUGUGCAUAUCAAGAAUAUAACCACCGAAGGAGAGAUAAUGUUUAGAAUUUAUCCCUCAGCCUAUUGGGAACCUCUGCAAGUCAAACAGAAUCACACUCUUUAUGUUGAGGAGUCAACUAGUGUGUUAAUUUCAAGGGACGUCUUAGAGGUGGUCCAUCCGAACAUAUCACCUGGGGAUAUAACAUUCCUGGUAACAUCCUCACCCAUGCAUGGUUAUCUUGAAAUGCAAUCCAUGUCCUUUGACGAUGAGUACAAUUGCAAGGUAUUCGAUCAGUCGUCGGUGAAUACCGAGAAAAUGUUCUACAUACAGGCAGGAGUCAACCAAUCCACGGACUAUUUCAUAUUCGAUGUCACCAAUGGCAUUACGUGGCUACGUCAACUGAUGCUAAAGAUUGUCAUUAUACCCGAGAAACUAUAUAUGCAUACCAAUAUCCUCUCUGUGGUGGAGGGUAAAACUGUGCAAUUGAAUCCCACAGAUAUACAACCCUAUUCCGAGUAUUAUCGUGGCAAAAUAUUGGAGUAUAUUCUAACCAUAACUCCCAAUUCGGGACACAUAGUGGCGGGCAAUUCAAAAGUCAAGCGUUUCACGCAAAAGCAAUUGGAACAGGGAAGCAUUCAGUAUGUGCACAAUGGCAGUGAGAAUGCCACCGAUACCAUCACCUUGGUGGCCAUGGCCAGGAACAAGGAGAGUGUGCCAUUUGAGUUGGAAGUUGCUGUGGUCCCAGUUAACGAUGAGGAACCCAUGAUGGUCACCAAUACGGGUCUGCAAGUGUGGAACGGUGGUCGCUAUGUGAUCAAGAAUACAGAUUUAAUGGCCCAGGAUUAUGAUUCGCCACCAGAGAAUCUCACCUAUAUGGUGAAUCAUAUCUAUGGCGGUUAUUUGAGCGAAAAGCAUUCAAGUUCCCACAAAAUCGAUCACUUUACCCAGGCUCAAAUCAAUAACGAGGAAAUCUAUUUCAUGCACGACAGCAAUUCACGCAAAAACGAAUUAUCCUUUGUGGUCACAGAUGGACUUUUUAAUACCUCCACUCAGUUGCUUAACAUCGAGAUAAAGCCGAUUGAGAUUCUGGCUGAGAGAAAUGAGAAUCUACAUGUCUUUCCGCUAACUAAGAAGCAAAUUCUGCGAGACCAUUUGCAUUUCAAGUGCUCGGAUGAGGAACGUGAGAUACGCUAUAAUAUUACAGUGCCCCCGAGUCUGGGAAGGAUUGUGAAUGAAUAUUUGGAGAAUGCCUAUACCAAGGAGAUUACUGAAUUUACCCAAACGGAUGUGGAUAAUGGUCAUAUCUUCUAUGAGCACACGGCUGUUAUAAUGGAGUUUCGUAUCAAUGAUUCCUUCUAUUUCGACGUGGUGGCCGAGCGAAGUGAUCGUUUAUUAGAUCAGAAGUUCAAUGUAGAAAUCUCAGUUUCCUCGGGUGGUCUCUUAAGAUUCUUGCCCGUAUCAAAGCUCACUGUGGAUGAGGGUGGCUCAGUGCCCAUUAAAUUGGACUUUUCCAAGAUUUUGGAAUACCUAAAGACCAGAGCUGGCAUAAAUAAUCCAGAGCUGUAUAUAGAGACAGCCCAGAAGCCCACACAUGGCAAUAUUGGCUUGGGUCAUGAGUUUAAAUCAAUGGCGAGAUAUCAUCCAAGUGAUUUCUUCACCAAGAAAGUCUACUACAUACACGAUCACACGGACACUUUGGAGGACACCAUCCUGAUGUCUGUGUUCUUGACCCAGGGAAACAUAUUCCUAUGUAAUCUGACCAUACCAGUUUCGAUUACUCCCAUCAAUGAUCAACCCUUCACACUGAUGACACAUCUUCCUCAAAUGACCGUUGUGGAGGGUGAAAACCGUACAAUAACCCGUAAUUUCCUACUUACCGAGGACAAGGAUACGCCGCCUGAGGAAAUCAUCUAUGAUGUAAUGAGUGGUCCCACUUUGGGGGUGCUCAAGAAAAUCAAUAACGAUGGCCAAGCCGAAGAGCUAUUGGCCUUCUCCAAUCAAUUUACCCAGGCUGACAUCAACAAUGAUCGUAUAAUCUAUGUUCACUUUGGUACACCACAGAGUACGACAUUUUGUUUCACUGUCUUUGAUGGUCAGUUCAAUCCGGCCUAUGAGAUUUUCACAAUUAAAGUGGAACCCAUUGCCUUGAUGCCUGCGAAACUGCAGAUUCCUGUGAGUGUGCCACAAGGUGCAACCAGCGCCACCAUGAAACUGGAUCACAUUGGCCUGAUGACCAAUGUGCAAGUGGAUCGCUUGUCCUAUAACAUAACCAAUUCACCAUUGUAUGGCAUCAUUGUCUACAAACAUCAGCCCACAUUGAGAUUCAAUCAUCAACAGUUGGAGACCUCGCAAAUAAGUUAUAUGCAAACGGAUCUCAAUCGUUCCAAUGACACGUUUCAGGUCAGUGCCUACGUACCGGGAACUAACUACAAUGCCCAAGUGGAUGUCGUCGUGGAAGUGGAGCCAGUCAUCCAGAUCAAUGAUAUAGACAUGCGCGAGGCAGAACCAUCGACGGCAGGAAGCAAAAUGAAGUUGAGCACUUCUUUGGUCAAUGACAAUGCAUUGUCCCUGAAACUAAACAAAUUUAAUCCCAAAUUUGUUAUCACACGAAUGCCAGCCACUGGGCAGAUACGCAAGAUCAUCCGUAGCACGGGACUGACCAACGAUGGUCAGAAUGAGAGAUCCACGAAUAUAUUUUCCUACAAAGAGUUGCGUAGCGGUGUGGUCUACUUUGUGCCCAAUGAGUCCGUAGAGGAAACAGAAGCUGACUCGGAUAGCUUUGAUUAUCAGUUGCUUAUCAAGACGGUGCAGCCGGGCCAGGCAUCGGUUAUUAUAGAAUAUCGGAGUCCAUCGAAGGAGGCGGAAACUAUUCAUCUGGGUGGUUCGACGAUUUCGAUAAAUUAUCUCGCUGUUGGUUGUGCCAUAUUCAUUUUGUUGAUUUGUUUAUUAAUUGUUCUACUUAUACUGAAAUUGCAUAAAUUACGCAAACAUAAAGCGGAUAUAUCCAAAGAUCAGCCGCCGGCUUUACCUUGCCCACCAGACUUGACGUCAGUAAGCCCGCUGCAUCAUCAUCAGCAUCAUCACCAGAGUCAUAAUUAUGCCAGCUCUGAGGCGGAUUCAGUGCCAGCGACUGGCAAUUCGACCCCGCUUCCCGGAUUCAGCAACAUCCCACAUUGUAAGAUCAUACCCGUCGAGUCAUAUAAGCACGAGUUUCCCGACUACGAUCCGGAUGAGGACGAGACCGAUGAUCAAUGCGAUCCACAGCAAAUGAUGCUGCCGCAACGCUAUAAUCCCUAUCAUCUGGAUCAUGAUGCUUGGAGCUCAUCCUGCGAUAUGGCAAAUGAUUUCGCUGGCUACGCUUCGGUGCCACAGAGUAUUUCCGGUUCUGUUAGCUCACCGCCCUCGGCCCCGCCCACGAAUCCCCUACUGCGUCGAAAUCAGUAUUGGGUUUAAGAGUGCCUAACAACAAGUAAUUGCAGUUAGUCCUAGAUUAUUUAUUUCUAUGUUUAGAGAGGAUUACCUACAUUUAAGGCUGAUUUUUAUGAGAUUCGCACUUAGUUUUAACAAAGGAUGACUUUCUAAGGCUAAGGAUUUGCCAUAUAAUCACAUCUAAUUUGUGUGGUACAUUCAUACAAAAUCAUUAAGAGAUUAAGUCAACAUACGAGAGUUAUACUCAAAUUUGUUUUAAGCCAUUUUGCCAACUUUUGACACAUCAAAUACUUAUUAAAUAAAUGACAAUACUUUUAAGGACAUAA